GUUCGACGUGUAAGGUAUACGUCAUUCGCUCGAGAAGUGACAUUCCAAGAGUCAGGUGAAAUUCCGACCUAACUUGAAGCCACAGUUAAGAUAAGAGGAUAAAGGCUCGGCAACGUGUGCGCGGUAAUAUUCUUCUGCAAAAAUAAAACUAUUUGAACAUGUUAAAGGCCGUUAUUCUCAUCGGAGGGCCCUUGAAAGGAACAAGGUUUCGCCCUUUAUCACUUGAUAUACCUAAACCAUUGUUCCCCAUUGCCGGUCUGCCGAUGAUCCAGCAUCACAUAGAAGCCUGCGUUAAUGUACCGAAUCUCAAUGAGAUUUUGAUAAUAGGCUCCUAUCAUGCUAGUGAAUUGCAACCGUUUAUAGAAGAAAUGACUAGUACUUAUGGCUUGGUUGUUCGAUACUUGCAAGAGUUUAUACCUCUGGGUACGGCAGGUGGCAUGUAUCAUUUCCGAGAUCAAAUCCGCGCUGGCAGCCCUGAGUUCUUUUUUAUAAUGAAUGGCGAUGUCUGCGCUGAUUUUCCACUUCAAGAACUACUUGAGUCUCAUAGGAAUAAACAACCACUGUUAACUAUUAUGGCCACGGAAGCUACACGCCAGCAGUCGGUAAAUUAUGGCUGCAUGGUUUUGGGUAAAAAUGGUGAAGUAGCUCAUUACGUGGAGAAACCUUCAACAAUUGUCUCUGCGCUAAUUAAUUGUGGGAUUUAUGUUACUUCAUUGAAUAUUUUUCAAGUAAUGGCGGAUUUCUUCUACUCCAGAGACCUACAGGAGAUUUAUCUACAAACAAAUGGUAAUGGCAAGGAUUCAGCAUAUAUUUCGUUAGAACAAGACAUUCUAACAAGGCUAGCAGGAUCGGGUCGCAUAUGUGCUCUCCCGGUUAAAAACUGGUGGUCACAAAUGAAAACCGCUGGCUCGGUGAUCUAUGCAAAUCGACAUUACUUGGCUUUGUAUAGAUCGAAGCACCCCGAUCGGCUUGUUCCUGUAUCGAAUGGUGCAUGUGAAAUUAUUGGAGAUGUUUAUAUACACCCAUCUGCUAGUAUUGAUUCUUCAGCUGUAAUAGGUCCAAAUGUUAGUAUAGGGCCAAAUGUACAAAUUGGCUCUGGAGUAAGAAUAUUGGAAUCUAUAGUGCUCUCAAACGCUAUUAUCCAGGCUCACUCGAUAGUUUUAUACAGUAUUCUGGGCACUAACAGUCGAAUAGGGGAGUGGGCAAGAAUCGAAGGCACUCCCUGUGAUCCCAAUCCAGAUAAACCCUUUGCUAAAAUGGAAAACCCACCACUAUUCAAUGUCAACGGAAAGCUGAAUCCAUCGAUUACGAUCCUUGGUACUAGAGUGUCGGUAGCUUCUGAGAAGAUUCUACUGAAUUCCAUUGUCUUACCGCACAAGGAGCUAACGAGGAAUUUCAAAAAUGAGAUCAUACUUUAGUUGACCUUUCCCUGUUCAGAUCGUCGACAUGAUCCAUAAUCAGACGCUCAAAAGACAUAAUAUUGCGACAUAGCAACGUACAAUUUUUAUAGUGUAUAUUAUUGUAUAAUUUCCUUGUAUAUUUUUAAAUGCUUUGGUGCAACUUUAUAUGGCGAAACACAAUGAUGAAGUCUGAUCAUGUAUGUACAACUUUCUAUGGAACGCUACAUAAGAGGUAUACCAUUUUUUAUACCCCACUUGUCUUUCGUACGACCGAAAUAUAUAUACACAGUGUCUUGUAA
Orussus abietinus is the source of this 1699-nucleotide messenger RNA. RefSeq names its product mannose-1-phosphate guanyltransferase alpha (gene Gmppa). Gene Ontology annotation, molecular function: transferase activity. The record is from RefSeq and is a predicted model, not a curated record. The coding region runs from base 159 to 1418 and encodes 419 amino acids. Gene Ontology annotation, cellular component: cytoplasm. The transcript has 5 exons. NCBI's taxonomy places the organism in Eukaryota, Metazoa, Arthropoda, Insecta, Hymenoptera, Orussidae. Gene Ontology annotation, biological process: biosynthetic process.